AUGCCACAUCCCUCUCUAAAAGACAACAGGGCAUUGCCCCUCCUCGACGCAGCCGUGGCAGGCAAAUAUGCUGUGCCCGGAAUGUGCUGUUAUAAUCUCGAAGGCGUGCUAGCAACCAUUCGCGCUGCUGAGGCCAAAAGAUCCCCGGCCAUGGUCCUUCUCUUUCCCUGGGCUAUCGAAUACGCCGACGGGCUGCUCGUCCAGGCCGCCGCGACUGCAUGCCGCAACGCCUCUGUGCCCGUGACACUACACAUGGACCACGCCCAGAGCCCUGAAAUCAUCAAACGGGCCGCCGACAUGUCUCCUACCUUUGACAGCAUCAUGGUAGACAUGUCCCAUUAUGAAAAAGCAGAAAACCUAGCUCUGACGCGCGAAUUGGUGGAAUACUGCAAUGCUAGAGGCAUCGCCACGGAGGCAGAGCCAGGCCGUAUUGAAGGCGGAGAGGAUGGGGUUGCUGACACGGCUGAUCUAGAGGGACUACUGACUACGCCGGAGGAGAGCCAGGAAUUCGUCGAUACGGGAAUCGACUGGUUAGCUCCUGCGUUUGGAAAUGUGCAUGGGGAGUAUGGCCCCAGAGGCAUACAGUUGGAAUACGACCGACUACAGAGCAUCAACGAGGCAGUAGGGAAGAAGACGAAGUUGGUCCUUCACGGUGCUGAUCCGAUGACGAAGGAGAUUUUCGAUAAGUGCAUUGAGUGCGGUGUGUCGAAGGUGAAUAUCAACAAGGUCAUGAACAACGAGUAUAUGAAGGUGCAGAAGGAGUUCGCUGGUCGUGUUCCCAUCACUAAGUUGCAUGAAUUGGUGACUGAUGCCAUGCAGCGGGCUGUUGAGAGGUGCAUGGAUCUCUUAGGUUCAACAGGGAAGGCUGUUUGA
Messenger RNA from Nannizzia gypsea CBS 118893, 873 nucleotides. Its product is annotated as fructose-bisphosphate aldolase. The coding region runs from base 1 to 873 and encodes 290 amino acids. NCBI's taxonomy places the organism in Eukaryota, Fungi, Ascomycota, Eurotiomycetes, Onygenales, Arthrodermataceae. Gene Ontology annotation, biological process: carbohydrate metabolic process. The transcript has a single exon. The record is from RefSeq and is a predicted model, not a curated record. Gene Ontology annotation, molecular function: zinc ion binding; aldehyde-lyase activity.